Molecule: messenger RNA, 3918 nt
Organism: Cataglyphis hispanica
Lineage: Eukaryota; Metazoa; Arthropoda; Insecta; Hymenoptera; Formicidae
Exons: 4
Coding region: 383-3637 (1084 amino acids)
Cellular component (GO): nucleus
Molecular function (GO): zinc ion binding
Source: RefSeq, a predicted model, not a curated record
CAGAUAAGAAGUAAGAGAUAAUAGAGUUUAGCGCCAACGGAUUCACACAACACAUAUCGGGUGCGCCAUAUUUUGAUUCCUUUGCGUGCUUUGCCUAGCAUUGUAAUGGCGGAUGCAUCCCGCCGUUGUCGCGAGUGCAUCCGAUCGUUGCGGAGAAGCGGGAAGUGAGUUUGAACGAUACGGCAACUGCGAUCGUCAUUCGGAAAAUUGUAACGUCGCGUCGAUUUCAUCCUUGCCGCUGCAUCGGCUCGGCUCGUAUCAGAAUCACGUGAAAUCUUAAGGUUACUGAUAGUGAUGUGCGGGAACCCGCCGCGAAUUAAUUCGCCACGUACUUUGGACCGCCUCUGAACAUCCCGGAUUAUUUUGACUCUCUCGCGAUACGAUGUCAAGAAAAUCGAAUAUGGCCGAGCGCUGUCGCAUCUGCUUAGCUGAUCGCGGUUGCAUGACCGAUAUUCACGACGACAGUGUGGAAUCCAAGCUCAAGGAUCUGGCCAAAUGCACUUCUAUCGAUGUCAAACAUGAAGAAAAUUUACCCAGUGUCAUUUGCCAUGUAUGCUUGUAUAAGCUGGAUAUGUGGAGCGAGUUCAAGGAACAAUUUAUACGGUCCAAUAAGGUUCUUUUGGAACAGUUAGAAAUAUCGGAAACAUCUGAUAUUUCUAAUUCUAUUAAGGAUUCUCAAAAGGAUGAAAGUUGUGUGAUGGAAAAUAUGAAAAGGAAACAUUUGAAUAGAAGUGAAGAUAGCAUUUCUGAUAAUGAUAAGAAAAAGUCUAAAGCAGAUGCAUCUUCAUCAGAGCUUACAAAUAUUGAUCAUGAUACUGGCCAGAUUAUAUUGGAUGUAAUAAGCAUAUCGUCGGAUGAUGAGAAUGAUAGACCAACUUCAUCCAAAGAUUCCUCUCGCAAAGUGCUUGAUGAUCCUGAUAAUAGUAAGAAGGCUGCAGAAAAUGGCAGCGGAGAGCAUAUGGAAAGUAAAGCAACUUCAGGACCGAUGAGAACUAAAUUGUUACCUGCGAGACGCGGCAGAAAUAUCGAACGAAGGAAAGCAUCCACAAAGCGUUAUAUAGAGAGGAAAAAGGCGCUCUUGGCCGCAACAGGAGAGAAUGUGUCUGAUACAGAUUCCAUAAUUUCCGAUGACGCGCAAUUAUCACCUGUGCAAAAGGCACGAGCGAAAAAUAACGCGGAUAAAGAAGCGGAAAGGCAAAAGAGGAUUGCCAAAGUGUUAAAAAAUUUAGAAAUGAAUCUCACAGAAAAAUAUUCUGUAAUUCAUGACAAAGACACAGAUUCUGACACACGCAGAACAAGAUUGAGUAAUUUACAUUCGAGUACUUUGCAGCCAAAUAAGAAAAAUUCACUAUUAAACCCAACUGAUAAGAAAAACAAUGCCGAGAAAAAUAUAUCCUCUUUAGAGAGUUCAAUGGAACGAGAAAAUUCUUCAGUUUCGUUAGUGGAAAAUAACGUUACGGCAGACGUUAACGUAAAAAAACCCGAAUCACAAGUUGAUGAUGAAACGUUUACGCCGUACACGUUGAAAUCCGAGCUUGUGAUCGGGGACGUUACUUAUGCCGUAACAUCAACGUUGAUUCUUGCGGAUAAAGAAAAUUCAAAUAAUGUAACAAAGGAUUCUAAGAGUUCUAAUGUUGAUGAAAGCAGUCGGGAAAAAAAUACUGAUAUUAUCGACGCGGUUCAGUUACGUAGAAUAAAUAAUCCUGUGACGCCUGAUGCAAAUAGCAACCCAGUUAAUACCAAAUCUGUCGAAAGAUGUUUAAAUAUCGAGGUAGAAGGUAACGAAUUAUCGGUUUUGAAACGUGUACAAGUCGAAUUGGCAGAUUUUGUCCAAAAGGAAAUGAGGCAUAGAAUAUUCGGUACAAACGAUAGCGUCGCAAAAACAUUAUUUCCCGAGAAAUUGGACGACGUCAGUGCGAUUUCUCGUAAAAAACUUGAUGAAAAGUUGAAAGGUAUAAUAGAGAGAGCUAUAAAGAAGAAUAUCGAGUCCUCCAUCAUUAGACACGCAGAUGAUACAUAUGGAUUUGCGAGGGUUUCGCCGGCGGUUGCGAAGGCGGCUAUGAAUUUACCCGAAUAUCAACCGAAGGUCGUAAUUAAACGUUUAGAUAUAUCAAAAGAGAGUAAGCUCUAUAACAUCAAUAACCUUCACAUUUUGAAACAGGCCGCAUCAAGAGGAAGCAGUCAUGGCGGAUCCAUCAACGUAACUUCUCGUAAACGCCGAAUUGUACCGCCGAUAAAGUAUAACGACUACAACACCUCUGCGUUGGAUUCUGAUUCCGACAAAUCGGACGAUAUGAUUUCUUCCAAAGAAGCAUCCAAAACUUCAUCAGAACAUGCAAUAACACACGGCAGUUCAGCGAAAAAAUCACCGGGGAUGAACAAACAGAUUGCUGCUUCUGUCAAACAUAUGGAAAAUAGUUCGAUCGUCAAAGUUAUGGAUAAUGGCGCUAAAUGGACGCCUCUUUUCGUCGAGAAAAAUUCAACGAACGAACAGAAGGCCGAUUACGAAGACUCAAUCAGAAUAGAGGGUGCCAUAACCGAAAAUCAUAUAUGCGGAGUAUGCGCACUCACAUUUAGCAGUCGAAAGGAUGUAGAGGCGCACGUUCGUACUCACAAAAUGAUAUCAAGCGCUAAUGUUACACACAUCACACUGUCACAAAAUGAGAUUGCAGUACCGACACCGCCGCGACAAAGUAAGCAGAAAAUGAUGCGUUGCAAGAGAUGUCACGAAAUAGUCGAAGCUCGUUUCGUAAAGUCACAUGUCUGUAAAACAGCUACAGAGAUUCACAAGUGUUAUGUUUGCAAUUCCAUGUUCCGAACGGAGAAGCUUCUUGUGCGGCAUUUGGAAAGUCAUGAUCAGUCAGAAUUCAACAUAGUAAAUGCAAUCGGGAACAAAAAAUCCAACACUAUCGAUAUGUCACAGAAAACGCAAUCUACAACACCACAAGAAGAUCAAAGAAUUGAAACGAAAGUGCAAAAUGUGUUAACUGAGAAGAACGAUCAAUCUGAUAUCCAGUCGGACAAGAUAACCAGUACAGGCGUAAAACUCGAUAACGGGGAAACUAUCGGAGAAAAGUUUAAGGAAACAUAUACCUGUUUCCUAUGCGAUAAAAUAUUCACGGAUGAGGAAGUGUUGAAAGAUCACUUGCAAAAACAUUGCGAUGAUCUGAGCGAAGGGGAACAGAGCAAUAGCAAAGAACAAUAUCAAUGUGCUAUCUGCGGUGAUACUCUAGAAUCAGAUCAAGCAUUAGAAGAGCACGUCGGUAAACACUUGUUUGAUGACGAAGACGACAAUCCCAAUUUGAUUAGCAUAAAUCAGGAUAAUAAGAGCAAUAAUGAAACGAAAGAAAUAGAAAUCUAUUAUUGCGGUCAGUGCUCAGAAUCGUUUGAUUCGGAGAUGUCGUUGGAGAUGCAUAUGCAGGAACACGAAGAAGAAGUUGCGAUAGCGGAAUGGGAGAAGCAAGGAAUGAAAGUCAUCAAUCAGUAUCAGUGUAUGCUUUGUGACGAAUUGUUUGAUGCAGAAGAAGAUCUGGCAGAACAUUUGGACAUACACAAUGGAAAUGCUCAUGUAUGUCAGUUAUGUGACAAGCCGUUUCGCAUAUUGGAGGAUUUGCAAGAACAUGUCGCAACCCAUUGAUAUGUCUAUAAAUUUCACUCCAUAUAUAUACAGUAUAUACAUAUAAUGAGAAUAUUCUAAAAUAUUCUUCGGAUGAUAAAAAUCAUAGCAACUAAGAUUGCAAUUAUAUUUAUAUUUAAAACAUUUAUACAAUUUACAUAAUUGUCACAAAACCUGCCAAUAAUGUACAUGUAAAUUGUGUUUUUUUUUGGAAAAGUGCAGCCGUAUGUUUAACCGAAAAAUGUGGCAAUUUUAGUUUGUCAUUAUUUAUAUAAUGAUAUCUAAGAACAUUAAAUAAUUUA